This is a messenger RNA of Carya illinoinensis, 567 nucleotides long. RefSeq names its product thioredoxin-like protein AAED1, chloroplastic. Lineage: Eukaryota; Viridiplantae; Streptophyta; Magnoliopsida; Fagales; Juglandaceae. The record is from RefSeq and is a predicted model, not a curated record. The coding region runs from base 74 to 457 and encodes 127 amino acids. Gene Ontology annotation, molecular function: antioxidant activity. The transcript is spliced from 7 exons.
UACUUGUCUUUUAUUUUGCAGGUGUGUCUUUUGCCGCAAACGAGCUGAUUAUCUUGCCACCAAGAAGGAUAUAAUGGAUGCAUCAGGUGUGGCUUUGGUUGUAAUUGGACCUGGAAGUAUUGAUCAAGCAAGAGCAGUUAUUGAGCAAACAAAAUUUAAAGGAGAAGUUUAUGCUAACCCGACCCACUCAUCGUAUGAGGCUUUACAAUUUGUCUCAGGGGUUUCAACUACAUUCACUCCUAAAGCAGGUCUCAAGAUAAUACAAUUAUACAUGGAAGGUUAUCGACAAGACUGGAAGCUUUCAUUUGAAAAGGACACUGUGACUAGAGGUGGCUGGCAGCAAGGUGGAAUUAUAGUUGCAGGUCCUGGCAAAACUAACAUCUCAUACGUUCACAAGGACAAAGAAGCUGGGGAUGAUCCUGAUAUCAAUGAUAUUCUGAAAGCUUGUUGUUCAUGAAGAAGAAAUGAUGAAUCUACUGAAAUUCUCUUGUGAUUUUAUUUAAUUCGCUUCUACUUUAUAUUUGCACAUUUAUCUCAUACAAACACACCGACCCCAUUCUGUUUCAA